UUAACGAAUAUAAAGAGAUACUGGUGAAUAGUAAAUAAAUGGUUUCAGACUUUUUUCUUUCAUAAAUACUUUUUUGUGAUAUGAACAUACUUCGCAAAAAUUAAAUUUGACAAAAAAAUUUAAGUACAUAAAAUUUCAAAUCGUGCUAAAUGGAAUAAAAUCGUGUAAAUAAAUUAAAAAUAUUCAAUUUUCAAACCGUGUUAUAUCAAAACCGUGUACAAAAAGACCGUGUAAAAACAGACUUAGGUGUAUUGGACUUUUGUUGCAAUUUUUUGACAAAGGAGUUAUAACUUCGAAAAUGUUUUUGAAUCGAAAUGUUUUGAAUCGAAAUACCUCAAAUCGGCUGGUUUAAGGAUGGAACCAGUAUAAAAGGACUAGAUUUAACUGUACUGAAAUCAUCGAAUGCCAAAUCAGAGCACAUAUAUACUUUUUAUAACAUCAGUCAUCAAAGUUUUUCACUCGUUUACAUUCUUUUAUGGUGUCCCUAACUGUUAUAAACCGAUGAUACCUUAGUUUUCUCUAAUUCAGCAAUUACUAUCGAUUCUGAUUACGAAAUCUCCAGGACAUCGAAAAUAUAUAUACAAGUGUAUACUCAAAAUUUUCUUCAUUCAUCAAAAAUAUUAUUAUUAACAAGUUAAAAAGCAGUAAGUUCGGCCGUGCCGAACUUUGAAUACCCUCCACCAUUUGAAAUUUGGUAAUUUUCAAAAAAUAAAAAUAGCCGUUAUAUUGGAGUCUAUACGAUGUGGACCUACAUAGGCAUUGCUUGUUAUAAGCCAUUACCAUAUUAUAAACGGGUAUAAUGUAGCAUCUUCAAAAUACCAUAUAUAGAGAGGUACCGUUAUAUCGGAGCUAUACGAAGACCUGGGGGGUUACUAUGUAACCCGAUUCGAUAGUUCGAAUGAGUCGAAAGUUGUAUUCGAUCCGAAUUUAAACUGGUACUAUGUAACAAUUUCGGAUCGACUAAAAAGUGCUGCAACUAAUUGGAUUUCUUUUGGCAGUACUUUCGAGUGUAUUAUUUAAAGUUGGCAGCAUUUAUUUCGUGUAACGUCAAAACAUCACCAAUAAAGGCAAACAAAAAAUAUUUAUUUUUUCGCGCCGCGAAACGGAAAAUGGAUUCGGUUGCUCUUUGGUCUCAAAAUGACGAUGAGCGAUUGGAACGUAAAAUCAUACGCGAUGGUGUAGACUUAAUGGAGUUAACGGAUGCAACGUAAGCAACAAUUAUAUAAAUAUGGUGUAAAUUUCUACAUAUUGCAAUGAGUUAAUAUUUUCAGCUUUGUUAGAAAUUUUCGGCUUAACAAGGAAGCAUUUAAUUACGUGCUGGACAACAUUAGAUCGAAGCUGCCAACAUCCCUGAGGUCUACUAGUGUAACUCCAAUAGUAAAAUUGGACGCUUAACUUAAGUUUCUUGGGCAAGGUGGUUUGCUGGAUUGGCACAACAAACUGUGUUAAAGUGUAUAAGAGAAAUGUGCACCGCUAUAGAAGAGGUGUUGUGCCCAAAGCACAUAAAUUUCAUCAUGAGUCAAGAAGAAAGACGUGCGGCAAAAAAUUGCUUCUAUGCCAUGUCUGGAAUUCCAGGGAUAAUAGGAGCUGUUGAUGAUACCCACAUCCAAAUGAUAUGCGAUCACACAAUGCGUAUAAGAGCAGUGAAUGGCUGUUAUGGGGGAGCAUCACACGACUCUCACAUAUGGAACCUAUCAGAUGAGCGCCUAUUUAUGAAGAACGCUUAUGUAAAUGGCGACAAGUCGUCGUGGUUAAUAGGAGACUCUGGGUAUCCAUUGGAACCAUGGAUACUUACAUCGUAUAGGAGCGCCAACGAACAUUCCGCGGAAAGCAGAUUUAACAAGCGGUUUUGUAAGGCAAGGUUCAUAAUUGAGCGUGUGUUCGGCGUAUUGAAGGGGAGAUUUCUUUGCUUGCUCGCAGCACGCGAAUUGCAUUAUGCACCAGUCGCACAAAUAUUGAAUGUCUGUUAUGCAUUACACAAUGUUUGUUUGGAACAUAAUGUGGAACCACCUACAGAUAUAGCAUAUAUUGAAGAAGAAAUGGAAUUGACCUCCAACACAGCUUUAGAUUUAGAAGGAACAAAUCAAUUCUCAGCUGUAGCGCAAGCUUUAAGAGAUCAAAUAAAAAACAAUUUAUAA
Messenger RNA from Musca domestica (house fly), 2138 nucleotides. RefSeq names its product putative nuclease HARBI1. Bases 1464 to 2138 code for a protein of 224 amino acids. The transcript is spliced from 3 exons. Lineage: Eukaryota; Metazoa; Arthropoda; Insecta; Diptera; Muscidae. The record is from RefSeq and is a predicted model, not a curated record.